Molecule: messenger RNA, 1160 nt
Organism: Coregonus clupeaformis (lake whitefish)
Lineage: Eukaryota; Metazoa; Chordata; Actinopteri; Salmoniformes; Salmonidae
Exons: 8
Coding region: 139-1068 (309 amino acids)
Source: RefSeq, a predicted model, not a curated record
AAUUUACAAAUGACAGAUUCUUCACGGAAAGGGAAUGUACCACAUACCGGAAGUGACACGGAAGUGAUGAGCGUGGUCUUUUCGUGUUGUUGUUGUGGAGUUUAUGGCGUCAAAUAAGUUUAUGGUGACCGCCCGAACAUGGACUGCGGCCGAGGGAUGUUUUGCCCGUUUUGUGGCAAACACAUGAACAGCUUAACGCGGUUUUGCUUUACGUGUGGUCGGUGUUUGGAGUUUUUAAAGGACACGGACAAGACGGAAACAUUGGAAACACAGGGGACGUCUCGACAGCCGGACAGUGCUAUGCAAAAACAACCAUGCCCAUCAUACAAACAGUUCAUGGAGUACAGAAGCUCGAAAUCAAAAGAACGACAGUCUUUUAACUAUGGGCCAAAAGGAAGAUAUAGGCCUAAAGAAAGAAAACACGUCCAGAUAAACGUAGGAUUGAUGGUGCCAAGUGGAACUGAUUUAAAACCUCUAAGAGGGAAAACACUACCGUUAUUUACAGACCCAGAGGUAGCAGCACCUGAUCUACUGAAACAAGCUGUCCAGAAAAUGACAACAUUUAACAAGGACAUGCACGAAGGACCUUAUGUCCUUUUGUAUCCAGACUGCUCAGAGGUGGUUCAUGUGCCUGGGUCAGAAAGGCCAUUCAAAUUGGCAGAAUAUAAAAAGGAAAUAGGAAAGGCAUAUUCCAGGAUCACUUUUUUCAUUUGCCUAGAAAAACACUAUAAAAGAGUGGAUGAUACCUCAGACUCUGAUUCUGAAAUUGUCAUCACAACAAGGAGCACAGCUGAACUCAAUCAUGCUGACACUUUGGUUUUUGAACCACAAAAUCGAAGUACUCCCAAACACAAGCUGGACGAUGAAAGAGAUGCACCAGGACAAUCAACAAUUCAGCCAGGACAGAUAGUAAUAUCUGAUGCUGAGGAUCUGGAUCCACCGGAAGCAAAUCCAGAAAAAAUGUCUUGCUACAGUAAAUACACAGACCUGUAUUCACCAAAUGUUGAGCAGGAGGACGAAGAGCCGGUUGCUGUCAAUGUGAAGAAUUUCCAACACACAGCAAUGUAAUAUGCUUUUGACUAUAGCACUCCAGUUUUUUCACUGUACAAUAGUUCUUGUAUAUCUGGAAUAUCCACAAAUGAAUUAACUUUUUGUCAUUA